GCCACGCUACUCCUCACGUCACUGAGUAACAGAAAUAGCAGGCAUGAGUGAAUGAGCAUGAAGAGCGCACGGAUUUCAAACAUACUUGGCUGGGAAGCGCGCUCCCUUCCUGCCGCUGCCGUUCCUGAUACGACGGACCACGGGGAUCUCUCGCUGUCUGCCCAUGAAGGAGGAUUGUCUUUUUUCCUUUCUUUUCUUUUUUUUUAAGUUUCAGCUUUAAUACUAUUAGAAUCGUUUUUAUUUUAUUUCUUGUAGGAAACUUCAUCUGCUGGAUUUAAAAGCAAGUGGAGAAUGCAGAUCUUCCUUGAAUGAGACCCUGCUAAGAAAUGGUUCACCAUCUCCCAGCAGUCACAUUUCUCAGAGCAGAAAGAGCAGAUCUUCAGACCCCUGUGGCAUGAACAAAGCCUCUGGAAUUUAAAGGCCAGGAGGAUGUCUCUAACUGAUGAGCUGGAGACCCACUUUUCUGCAACCCCCUACAUGGUGGCAGACACAAGUGAGGGCAGCCUGUUCAGAAUCAGACCCAAUGUCUCUGCCAAUGCCACCAGCGAUGGCACAGCAGCUGCCGGUUCUGUGGAGGACAUGAUUGCCAUCUGCACCAUCGGGACAAUCCUCUCCCUCAUGUGUGUGAUUGGGGUGACAGGCAAUGUCUACACCUUGUUAGUGAUGUGCCAUUACUUGCGGUCAUCUGCUUCCAUGUAUAUUUACAUCAUCAACCUUGCGCUGGCAGACCUGCUUUACCUUCUCACCAUCCCCUUCAUUGUUGGGACCUACUUCAUUCAGAAAUGGUACUUUGGGGACAUCGGCUGUCGCAUCCUGUUCAGUCUGGACUUCCUCACCAUGCACGCCAGCAUCUUCACCCUCACAGUCAUGAGCACAGAGCGCUACUUUGCUGUGCUGAAGCCUCUGGACACUGUCAAGAGGUCCAAGAGUUACCGAAAGGCUAUUGCUGUUGUUAUCUGGCUGGUGUCACUGCUGCUCACUCUCCCAAUGCUCAUCAUGAUCCAGCUGGUGCAAAGGGACAACAAAAGCAUUUGCCUGCCCACUUGGAGCAAACUGUCCUACAAAGUCUAUCUCACCAUCCUUUUUGGUACCAGCAUCGUGGGACCAGGGGUGAUCAUUGGCUACCUUUACAUCCGAUUAGCUAAGAUAUACUGGGUGUCACAAACAGCAUCCUUCAAGCAGACCAAACGGCUGCCGAAUCAAAAGGUGCUCUAUUUAAUCUUCACAAUAGUGCUGGUGUUCUGGGCUUGCUUCUUGCCUUUCUGGAUAUGGCAGCUCCUCUUCCAAUAUUAUGAAUCCUUCCCUUUAUCUCCCAAGGUAAUGAAGAACAUUAAUUAUCUGACAACCUGCCUGACCUACAGCAACAGCUGUAUCAACCCCUUCCUCUACACCCUGCUCACCAAAAACUACAGGGAGUACCUGAAGAACCGACAGCGGACCCUUAGCAGCAGCAGUGGGUACUUCCAAAGGAGGAAUCGGUUCCAGAGGAUUUCAGGGAGAUCCCUGUCCACAAGCAGUCAGCACUGCACAGAGACAUACGUUCUUGCUCACGCACCAUUGGGAAACAGCAAUGCCUGAAGGUAAAAUAUAUUUCCAAGAACAAUCAAUACUGACUUCCAUGUUGGUUUGAUUUAAAGUGUACAUUGUAAAGGCAAAGCCUUAGCAGAUCCAUAAUGUGCACACAUUUAAUCCAGAGGCUGUGCUGUAUGUCUGUUCCCAUUUUCUUCAGUGCCACCAAUUUGAUGCUAGCAGCAUUCAGCUGAACAUCUACCUAAAUAGUCCUUCGCUUUUUACCUUUGUAUUUUAUAGUGUAUAUCUCCUCAAGUAGCCAUCAAUAAUGAAAGCCUAUAAAAAGGCCAUGUUUUUAACAGUAUCUGCUGUCUCAUGGAGUUUAAAAUGAUGUUAUCCAGUGAAUGGCUGUAGUUUGCUCUUCCUUUAGGUGUAAUGCUAAAUUUGUAGUUGUAUGAGGACUAAAAACAAUGAAAUAAAGACAAAGUAGCUGAUGUUUGUGACAUGCAAUCCAGUUUGGAUUUGGUAUAGGACUGGAAAAUGUGGAUGAGGUAUAUCCAGGGGUGCUUGUCCUGGUUUUGGUUAUAUUGACAUUUUGGUUAUAUUGACAUUUAUUCUACACUGGGCUUGAUUCUCCAUUCAUGCAGGUGUCUGUAGUGGAAUUACACCACGU
Molecule: messenger RNA, 2182 nt
Organism: Strigops habroptila (Kakapo)
Lineage: Eukaryota; Metazoa; Chordata; Aves; Psittaciformes; Psittacidae
Gene: UTS2R
Product: urotensin 2 receptor
Exons: 2
Coding region: 430-1578 (382 amino acids)
Biological process (GO): regulation of blood pressure; neuropeptide signaling pathway; blood vessel diameter maintenance
Cellular component (GO): membrane
Molecular function (GO): urotensin II receptor activity
Source: RefSeq, a predicted model, not a curated record